Messenger RNA from Pelagomonas calceolata, 132 nucleotides. The record is from the annotation of a GenBank genome assembly. NCBI's taxonomy places the organism in Eukaryota, Pelagophyceae, Pelagomonadales, Pelagomonadaceae.
AAGAAGAAGACGCUCUCGUCCCGCGAGAUCCAAACGUCUGUCCGCCUCAUGCUCCCCGGCGAGUUAAGCAAACACGCUGUCUCCGAGGGCACCAAGGCUGUCACCAAGUUCGAGUCCGCCUCGUCCAACUAA